GAAAGACUGCGAAGACUGCGAAGAGCGAUUUCGCAGAGGGCGAAAAAAAAUAAAGUGUGCCCUCUCCCCGAGUCCUCCCCCCUGCCCCCCCCACUCCCCCUGUGGACCCCUGUUUGAAAAGACUAGGAAGGUAAAACGUUUUUACCUUAUAGUAGUUGAUUCCAGUCCCUAAUAUUUCUUAGGAAAGGUCUUUGUCUGAGGCCUAUUUUGAGCUUUAGAUCAUCAUAUCCCAUGUGGCUCUUUGUUUCCCUGUAGGCUCCACGUACUUCCUUGCCGCCUCAGGCGAAAGAGAAAGGAAGUCAUCCGGAAGGUAAUGUCUAUUUCUAUGUAUGUGUUCAGAAAGUCUCUCUCCCUGUGUGUAAGAAAGCCUCCCUAACUGGCAGCCUUCUCUUCUUUUCCUUUCAGAAGAGCUCAUCAUCGAAGAUAUUGAAGACCUGGAGGAAGAACA
This is a messenger RNA of Podarcis lilfordi (Lilford's wall lizard), 448 nucleotides long. Lineage: Eukaryota; Metazoa; Chordata; Lepidosauria; Squamata; Lacertidae. The record is from the annotation of a GenBank genome assembly.